GAGAAAUUUUUGGGGGCAAAUUGGGUAUAGUGCCACUCCACUCUCUCUCACACAUUGCUCACAUACAGGCACACUGCCGCACACACUCCCUCUCUCUCUUCUAGGGUUUUGCUCCCUGCGAGAGAAUCAAGGAAAUAGGAAAAUGGCAUCGUCAACCAGGGUUUUCGCGAAGGGUUGCGGCUCUCUAAUGGCGGCUGCUAGGCAUUCCGCCGCCGCUGCUUCCUCCCAAGCCGGUGGCGCCGUGCCCAGCACGACGCGUUGUCCGGGCGGCAUUCUGAAGCCGUCGCCGGUCUCUCCCUCUCUUCGUACAUUUCUCGGUGUUUCUGAAGCAUCACGCACUGACGUCAUCAAAAAGGUCUGGCAGCCCAUCAAGCUGAUUAACAAUCUCCAGGACCGGCAAAGAAAUUUUGAGUUCAUGCCACGACGAUUUAUAUGCAAGGGAAGUUUUCUUGAUGCACAACGAUCUAUAUGGAAGGGAAGUUUUCUUGAUGCAUUCCUGUUGAAAAUGAAGAAGAAGAGAGAUCCUCUUUCGAACAGGAAAAUUUGGUCACGUAGAUCUUCUAUUACGCCGGAAUUCGUUGAUUCCACUGUACGGAUUUACAAUGGACAAACUUUUGUUCGUUGUAAGAUCACUGAAGGAAAGGUUGGUCAUAAACUUGGCGAGUUUGCUUUUACACGGAAACGAAGACCUUUGAGAACAGUUAUUGGACAGGGAAGCAAAAAGGGGACUGGGAAGAAAAAGGGGUAAACCAAUGUAAUCAUGACAUUGUAGGUGCUUACGAGGGGACGUAUGUGUGGAUCCAUAAGCAAGUGGUGGCAUGGGUGCACACCUUCAUAAGAUAUGUUUGUUUUGAUAAGUGUAUGGAUUCAGAUAAAACAUUUCUUUUGUGGUUUAAUAAAAAACUUUAGUUGGGUGCUA
This is a messenger RNA of Rhododendron vialii, 919 nucleotides long. RefSeq lists its product as uncharacterized. The transcript is spliced from 2 exons. Lineage: Eukaryota; Viridiplantae; Streptophyta; Magnoliopsida; Ericales; Ericaceae. Gene Ontology annotation, molecular function: structural constituent of ribosome; RNA binding. Gene Ontology annotation, cellular component: cytosolic small ribosomal subunit; ribosome. Gene Ontology annotation, biological process: translation; ribosomal small subunit assembly. The record is from RefSeq and is a predicted model, not a curated record. Bases 143 to 748 code for a protein of 201 amino acids.